Messenger RNA from Drosophila sechellia, 1057 nucleotides. RefSeq lists its product as uncharacterized. The transcript has 2 exons. The record is from RefSeq and is a predicted model, not a curated record. The coding region runs from base 257 to 631 and encodes 124 amino acids. NCBI's taxonomy places the organism in Eukaryota, Metazoa, Arthropoda, Insecta, Diptera, Drosophilidae.
CGAUCGCAGUCGUCUUGAGUCGACCUCCAUUUUCGUUCCUUAUCUUUUAGACUAAUGGCGCUGUGCGAAAUAAAGAAAUAACAACAAUAAUCAGAAAAAAAAGGCCCCCAAUCCGGCUGUCAAUCACCUUACGCCUUUAACCCUCCGGCAUCUCCAUUGAACCCCCGUCGUCUAGGCCUGAAAUCCGACUUUCGACUCCGUUCCAAAUUUUGGUUAAUUUCGUCAUUGAUCGUGAUGUUUACACGCGCCCGGCAUCAUGAACCUUAGUUUAAAUUACCUUUACCUCGAACUUACCCUUGCUACACUCCACUUCGCAAACUCAGCGUCUGGGGCACGUAAUAAAAAAGACAAAUUUGUACAAAAAAAGCAUAAAUAUCAAUUAGCAACGAAAAAAUGGUUGAACCAGACUAUUGACAGCGGAAACAGCGCACUGUUUUAUAGUGCCUCUCAUAAUACCUGGUAUGCAAACUACUUUCGACUAAAGUCCAACGUGGAAUUCUUGAGUGAUAACAGCUCCCCAAAAAUAUUCUGCUUCCAGGACUAUUAUCGAAUGUUUCAUGUUCUACUGGAAAAACAAGUGCCAACCAUUCUAAUCACAGCUCAUAAUCCUUAUCACUGGCAGCGCUGCUAGCGCCGAUAGUCUUUCUCUAUCGGUUUGUUUUACUGAGAAAUAUUGUUUUUAUUGCCAAAUCCACGGUGGUUGUUUGGUAGAUGGUGGGUGGUGGGUGGUGGGGGUUGGAUCUUCGUCUUUUCACACCUUCGGGGCAUUGAAUCGGAUCGCUGAUCGCGAAUAGCGAGCCGUUAUCAUUGUUAGCCGCUUUUGUUGCUACAUUCCAUAUUGUUAUUAUAUUGGUACGUGAUCGGGUCUUUGUUUUGAAAUUCAUGUUCCAAACACAAAACCCCUUUGGUAAUAUCGACUUAUACGUGUUCUUACAUAUACAAAUACAGUGAACGCUCGACAACAAGAAAAUUUGUUUAUAGAAUAUUUUUGUUUCUUUGUUAAAUAAUAGUAAGAUGACAAUAUAUAUCAAUUAAAUCAAAACCAGAAUCGUUAAAA